Myripristis murdjan (pinecone soldierfish) is the source of this 2885-nucleotide messenger RNA. RefSeq names its product transient receptor potential cation channel, subfamily C, member 6a (gene trpc6a). Gene Ontology annotation, molecular function: protein binding; store-operated calcium channel activity; inositol 1,4,5 trisphosphate binding. The transcript is spliced from 14 exons. The record is from RefSeq and is a predicted model, not a curated record. The coding region runs from base 26 to 2689 and encodes 887 amino acids. Gene Ontology annotation, cellular component: plasma membrane; cation channel complex. NCBI's taxonomy places the organism in Eukaryota, Metazoa, Chordata, Actinopteri, Holocentriformes, Holocentridae. Gene Ontology annotation, biological process: regulation of cytosolic calcium ion concentration; calcium ion transmembrane transport; single fertilization.
GGAGCCUCUGCUGAUCACCUACAGGAUGAACCACAGAGCGGCGGCGGCGGCUCAGAACAACAGCCUGCCCACAGGUUACACCAGCAGCCGAAGGGCCCGCAGCCGGGACAACCUGCUCAUGUACGAUGACUUUGGAGAGGAAAACUGCUGCCCGGGACGUUGCCUCAGCCACGGCACCUCUGAGAGGCAGCUCAUGGCGCGCCUCCUGGCCGUGAAGCGCCGCCAGGCUCUGCGCGGCCCUGCCUACAUGUUCUCCGCUCCCUCCACCAGCCUGUCGGAGGCUGAGCAGCGCUUCCUGGAAGCGGCUGAGUACGGCAACAUUCCAGAGGUGCGGCGCAUGCUGCUGCAAAUGCCCAGUUUGAACGUCAACGCUGUGGACUACAUGGGCCAGAAUGCAUUGCAGCUGGCUGUGGCCAAUGAGCAUCUGGAGGUGACAGAGCUGUUACUGGGAAGGGCGGAGUUGGCAAGAGUGGGUGACGCCCUCCUAUUAGCCAUCAGCAAAGGGUAUGUUCGCAUCACAGAGGCUCUGCUGGGUCAUCCUUCAUUUAGAGACACCCGACGUCUGACAGCCAGCCCCGCCCAGGCGGACAUGCUGGAUGACUUCUUUGCUUAUGAUGAGGACGGGACACGGUUCUCUCAUGAUGUGACCCCGGUGAUCCUUGCAGCCCACUGCCAGGAGUAUGAGAUCGUGCACACUCUGCUGAGCAAAGGCGCCCGCAUCGACCCUCCUCACGACUAUUUCUGCUGCUGCGACUCCUGUAACUACCAGCAGCAGUACGACUCCUUCAGCCACUCUCGAUCGAGGAUCAACGCCUACAGAGGCCUCGCCCGUCCAGCUUACCUGUCCCUGUCCAAUGAAGACCCGGUGCUGGCGGCCCUGGAGCUCAGCAAUGAGCUGGCGGUGCUGGCGAACAUCGAGAAAGAAUUCAAGAAUGACUACCGCCGUCUGUCGAGCCAGUGUAAGGAUUACGUGGUGGGCUUGCUGGAUCUGUGUCGCAGCACGGAGGAGGUGGAGGCAAUCCUGAACGGAGAAACAGACUCUGAGGACAGCUAUGAUCUACCUGGUCGCCAGUCACUCGCCCGGCUCAAAUUAGCCAUCAAAUAUGAGCUCAAGAAGUUUGUGGCUCAUCCAAACUGCCAGCAGCAGUUGUUGAGUAUCUGGUAUGAGAGUCUGCCUGGCCUGAGACAACAGACGACUGCUAUCAAGCUGCUGGUGGUGCUGGGAGUUGCUAUAGGGCUGCCUGGCCUGGCUCUGGCUUACUGGGUUGCCCCUUGCAGCAGAGUGGGGAAGGUGAUGCGUAGCCCCUUCAUGAAGUUCGUGGCCCACGCCUCCUCCUUCACCAUUUUCCUGUGCCUCCUCGUCCUGAACGCUGCUGACCGCUUUGCCGGCACCACUCUGCUGCCCAACAUGACCCACCACCACCUUGCAGAAGGACCCUGGCUCAACUACAGCCCUAAGCCGGACCCGCUGCUGCUCUACCGCAUGACCACAACACCCUUCACCUGGAUGGAGAUCCUUAUCAUAUCCUGGGUCAUAGGUAUGAUCUGGGCCGAGGUGAAGGAGAUCUGGAGUCAGGGUCCAGGAGAAUACCUGGUCGAACCCUGGAACUUCCUGGACUUUGGCAUGUUGGCAAUCUUCCUGGCCUCCUUCAGCUGCCGCUUCUCAGCAUUAAAACAUGCAGACGCAGCCCAGACCUAUGUGCACAAACACUACACAACACUGACUAAUGUUACACUGCCCCCAGAGAUACAUUACUUUACACUGGCACGUAUCUACUGGUUACCAUCGGAUCCCCAGCUGGUGUCCGAGGGCCUGUACGCCGUGGCGGUCGUCCUGAGUUUCUCUCGGAUUGCCUACAUCCUCCCGGCCAAUGAGAGCUUCGGUCCGCUGCAGAUCUCUCUGGGCAGGACGGUCAAGGACAUCUUCAAGUUCAUGGUCAUCUUCAUCUUGGUCUUUCUGGCAUUCAUGAUCGGCAUGUUCAACCUCUACUCCUACUAUCUGGGAGCCAAACAGAACGAUGCUUUCACCACACUGGAGGAGAGCUUCAAGACAUUGUUCUGGGCUAUAUUUGGACUGUCAGAGGUCAAGUCUGUUGUGAUUAACAACGGACACAAAUUCAUCGAGAACAUCGGAUACGUGCUCUACGGGGUUUACAACGUUACCAUGGUGAUCGUAUUGCUCAACAUGCUCAUCGCCAUGAUUAACAGCUCUUUCCAGGAGAUUGAGGACGAUGCUGAUGUUGAGUGGAAGUUUGCUCGCGCCAAACUGUGGUUCUCGUAUUUUGAAGAGGGCAGGACGCUCCCUGUGCCUUUUAACCUGGUUCCCAGUCCUAAAUCUAUGCUGGGACUGGCCACUGGCAUCAAAUCUCUGCUCCUGCAACACUUGGCAGGGCACGGUGAAGGCACAGACGGUGCACAGCUCCACCAGCUUGGAGAGGGAAAAACUUCAGGAUAUGGUGGUUCUUCCAGCCCUACUCGGUAUCAGAAGAUCAUGAAGCGACUGAUAAAGCGUUACAUCAUCAAAGCGCAGGCCGACAGAGAGAGUGAUGAGAUCACUGAGGGAGAGCUGAAGGAAAUCAAGCAAGACAUCUCCAGUCUGCGCUACGAGCUGCUGGAGGAGAAAUCUAAGAACAUGGAGACACUGGAGGGACUGCUGAGGAGGCUAGGAGAGAUCAGUUCACCUUCAUAGUAUCUCCUACACACACACACACACAAUGUAAAACAUCAAAAUAAAGGACAUCAACGAUGGCAAUAUCUCAGAUCUCUGUUGCUGAGUAUGUCAUGUGACUUCAGUGCCUUAAAUGUAGCUCAUUCAGACUUGUACAGCUUUAAGACUUUAAAUGCCCACACUGCAUCACUAAAUGUAGAUAUAGAAUAGUGGUGAA